This is a messenger RNA of Pseudophryne corroboree (corroboree frog), 6498 nucleotides long. It is a transcript of the gene EXOC5, whose product is annotated as exocyst complex component 5. The record is from RefSeq and is a predicted model, not a curated record. Gene Ontology annotation, biological process: exocytosis; Golgi to plasma membrane transport. NCBI's taxonomy places the organism in Eukaryota, Metazoa, Chordata, Amphibia, Anura, Myobatrachidae. The transcript is spliced from 18 exons. Gene Ontology annotation, cellular component: exocyst; cytoplasm. The coding region runs from base 59 to 2185 and encodes 708 amino acids.
GCGUUCGCUGCCUGAACUUGCCCGGGACCCGAUCCCCGCCCUGCACACACACGGCGACAUGGCCACUACCGCAGAACUGUUCGAGGAGCCGUUUGUUGCUGAUGAAUAUAUUGAGCGACUGGCCUGGAGAACUCCAGGAGGAGGAUCCAGAGGAGGAGCAGAAACAUUUGAUCCAAAAAGAUUAUUGGAGGAGUUUGUAAAUCACAUUGAAGAACUGAAGUUGAUGGAUGAGCGGAUUCAGAGAAAAGUGGAAAAAUUAGAAAAUCAGUGCCAGAAAGAAGCUAAAGAGUUUGCCAAAAAAGUCCAAGUACUUCAGAAAAACAACCAGGUUGCUUUUCAGCAUUUCCAAGAGCUUGACGAGCACAUCAGCUACGUGGCAACGAAGGUGUGUCAUCUUGGUGACCAGCUGGAGGGGGUCAACACGCCGCGGCAGCGAGCGGUGGAGGCGCAAAAACUGAUGACCUAUUUUAAUGAGUUUCUGGAUGGAAAGCUGCAGUCUGAUGUGUUUAACAACUCUGAAAAGAUCAAGGAGGCAGCUGAUAUCAUUCAGAAGUUGCAUUUAAUUGCACAAGAGCUGCCAUUUGAUAGGUUUGCUGAAGUAAAGUCAAAAAUUGCUAGUAAAUACCAUGAUCUAGAACACCAGUUAAUUCAAGAAUUUACAAGUGCCCAGAGAAGAGGAGAGAGAUCUCGUAUGAGAGAGGUGGCUGCAGUAUUGCUUCACUUCAAGGGCUACUCCCACUGUGUUGAUGUGUACAUAAAUCAGUGUCAAGAGGGAGCCUACCUGAGGAAUGACAUAUUUGAAGACUCUGCUAUCUUGUGCCAGCGUGUUAACAAAGAAGUCGGGGAUAUUUUCAGCAAUCCAGAAAUUAUUUUGGCAAAACUUAUACAAAACAUUUUUGAGAUCAAAAUUCAGAGUUUUGUGAAAGAGCAGUUGGAAGAAUGCAGAAAAUCGGAUGCAGAGCAAUAUCUUAACAAUCUCUAUGAUCUGUACACAAGAACUACUAAUCUCUCCAGUAAGCUAAUGGAAUUCAAUUUGGGAACCGACAAGCAAACAUUUUUGUCAAAGUUGAUCAAGUCAAUUUUCAUUUCUUACUUGGAGAACUAUAUUGAUGUAGAAACAGCUUACUUAAAAAGUCGGAGUUCUGUGAUCUUACAAAGAUACUAUGAGUCCAAGAACCACCAGAAGAGGCUAAUUGGAACUGGAGGAAUUCAAGAUCUAAAGGAAAGAAUUAGGCAGCGCACAAACUUGCCUCUGGGACCAAGUAUAGAAACUCACGGCGAGACGUUUUUGGCCCAAGAAGUGGUGGUAAACCUCUUGCAGGAAACCAAACGUGCUUUUGAGAGAUGCCACAAGCUUUCAGAUCUCUCCGAUCUCCCAAAGAAUGCAUUUAGAAUAUUUUCAAUACUUGUUGACUACUUAUGUAUUGAACACAUCGAUUAUGCCUUGGAAAUAGGAUUAGCAGCAAUCCCUUCUCCGGACUCUAAGAAUGCCAACCUCUAUUUCUUUGAUGUUGUACAUCAGGCCAACACUAUAUUUCAUUUAUUUGAUAAACAAUUCAACGAUCAUCUCAUGCCUUUAAUUAGCUCUUCUCCGAAACUGACAGAGUGUCUGCAGAAAAAGAAAGAUAUCAUCGAACAAAUGGAAGUGAAGCUGGACACUGGUAUAGACAGGACACUAAACUGUAUGGUUGGUCAGAUGAAGCAGAUUUUGACUGCGGAGCAGAAAAAGACUGAUUUCAAACCUGAGGAUGAGAAUAAUGUAUUAAUUCAAUACACUAUGGCUUGCUCCAAGGUUUGCCUUUAUGUUCGAAAGCAAGUGGAGAAGAUCCGUAAUUCAAUGGAUGGGAAGAAUGUGGACACCGUUCUCCUGGAACUGGGAUUGCGGUUCCAUCGCCUUAUAUACGAGCAUCUGCAGCAGUUUUCCUACAGCUCAAUGGGAGGCAUGCUUGCCAUCUGCGAUGUUGCGGAGUACAGAAAGUGCGCCAAGGAAUUCAAAAUUCCUCUCGUGCUGCAGCUUUUUGAUACCCUUCACUCCCUCUGCAACCUUCUGGUUGUGGCCCCGGACAACUUAAAGCAGGUUUGCUCUGGAGAGCAGCUGGCCAGCCUGGACAAGAACAUCUUACACUCCUUUGUACAGCUACGAGCGGACUACAGAUCCUCACGCCUUGCCCGACACUUCAGCUGAAGAGCUUACCACAGAGACGAAUGUGUAUCUGCCUAUGCCAAGUUGUAACUCGAAAAUAGCACAGGAGCCCAUUCCUUCAUACAUAAAGGUUGCUUUAGUCUCUACAGCCCAGUAGCACUGGCUUUAGGAUGGUAGUGCAGCUAUAUAUAACUUGCUCCUUCUGCCUCGUAAGAGCAAUUCUUAGGUUGUGAAGAUACUGUUAGGUGUGUUCUUAAAGUAGAGUUAACACUCCUUUCAUGUCUGUACUUUGAAAAGAGUUUGUUACUACAGUGGGACACACUACUUAUUGCCUAAUUGGCUAGCAGGUUCAUUUUUAAAGAGACUAAAGUACUUCUUUUAAGUAGGGGGAAGUGUUUUGCUUCUUCUUGUGUAUUGUGAUGCCAAGACAGGUUAUUUAAUUCCAAGAGUUAUACGUGAGGUUUCCCACAUCGUGGGUAUAAAAUGUUAUAUCCCUAGCUGGGCCUGGGAUGGAAUUCCACAAAUGUACUACCUUCAAUACAAUUAUAAUAUUUACCAUUUUCUAAUUGACCGUUGUUGACUUGCACUGAUCUGAGAUGUCCGUUUUGUUACAUUUAGUGAACUGGAUCUCCUGUAAUCCCCUUUUACAUGUUAAAAUUCCCCUGACCUUGUGAUUUCCCGUCACGACCCUUAAGAAAGCCAAUUUAAAUCGUACAUAUUCAGAACUGUGUUUUAUCCCAAUUCACCAUUAACUUAUUUGUACAGAGCAUUAAGCUAGAUUAGUUCAUCUAAAUGAUUACGCUUCUGUCUUUUAUAUAUGUGUGUUUUGUUUGUUUACCAGUUGUCUCCCAGAAUUGACAGAUGAUACAAAUCUAUUUUGAUCAGUGGAUUAAAUUGCGGAAUAGUGGUUUUGGUAUUUUCAUGAAAGGUUUGCCCUGGGAUCUGUUUUCAUUUGCAAGUUUAAUACAAGAAUUGUUUUUCAGCUAUUUUGCAAAUAAACCCGUUGCUUCUGUGGCGGGUGAUUGUAAUUUAUGUCCCCCUGUAUUUUAUUGCAACAUAAAAUUCCCAUGUUAUCUACAGCUUAGAACCGAGAAAGGAAACAGAAUUCUCCUUCUGUGUACAGCACUAACCGAGAAGUAUAUUUAUAUAUUAUUGUCUUCUAUCAGUCACGCAGACAUGUGCAGGUAAACCGUGGCAUCCAAGCUCUGUCAUUACUAACUGGCAUAAAGGAUGAUAGGGGUUGGGUACAAUAUACCGGCAUUCAGGAUCUUGACUGUCACAAUCCCAACAAAUUUUGGUGAGCAUUUUAACCCUAAACCCAACUCUAAGACCUCCCCUGCAGCCUCACCCUAAUUCUUAAUCCCGUCCCAUUUAGCAGCCUUACCCUAAUUGUCCCUCUAGUGCCUAACCCUAAUUAUCACUGUCGGGAUUGUGAUCGUCCGGAUUCCUCUGCCAGGAUUGUCAACGUCAGGAUUCCUCUGCCAGGAUUGUCACCAUCAGGAUCCUGACUACAUCCCUCUCAAAGGUUAUAUUGUUUCAUAUGGGUAUUUGCGAUAUAUAGAAUGACAUGUUAUGAAAUGUAUAGGGUGCACAAAUCUAAUGCUGUAAAGCAUCCACAUACAGGUCUGUUGGACAUUUUCGUGGAGUAAAUAUCUUUUUUUUUUUUUAAUUGGUCUUUGUCCACAAAGCGCUUAUAACAGGUUUAGCUCUUAUAAUAUGUAUCUGAAGUAGAGAUGGCAGCCACUGUUUUAGAUUUCAUUUGAAUAUUUGUUCCAAAAAGAAUAAACUGAUUAGUUAAAAAAAAAAACAUUAUUAAAGGAGAACUCUACCUAUAUUAUUUUUCUUUAAUAACCUCGCCUACACCAAUUAUUGAGAAUGACGUUCAGAAGAUAUUCCCUCCCAUGUACCAGGCAUUGAAACCUGUUUCUUGUUAAAACAGCCAGUAGAAUUCUGAAAGUAACCUGCAGCUCUCCAUUGGCUAUUUAGUGUCCGCAUUCAAAUGGCUCGCACCUGUUAGCUUACUAGAAUUCUCAGUUGCUGGUGCUGACCAGCGUCUGCCGAGCCACAGGAUUCCGUGGGAUGGAGGGAGGGUGGUUUUUUAGUAAGAAAAUACUAUUAUGGGCAGUGUUUAAUGAUGCUAAAUCAUUAUGUUGACAUUGUAGAAAUGUUGACAGCCAACAUGUUGACAUUCUCAGAAUGUUGAGAGUAAGGUUUAGGCAUUAGGUGGUUUGGUGUGGGGGGUGUUGGGAUAGUGUGGAAAUACUUACCGGAAGGUCAGGGAUCAGAGUUUUAACCCUGAAGUGAAGGUCACAUGACUGUUGGGACCUGGAAAAUUUCACUGGAGUCAACAGGAGAAGGUCACCACUGGGUGUCGACAUUAUGACCAUGUCAACAUGAUGAAGGCCAACAUUGACUGUCGACAUUUCAUACCCAACCCGUUUAAAGAUGGUAGCACUCUCUUCAGUCUACUUGUAUGGCUAUGCUGCUUAUUUGGCCACAAAUGACAACUUUGAUCAUUGUACCAGACAAUGUUUCCCAUCAGCCAAUGGGUCAUUGGCCGAUGACCACUCAGCACAUUAAUAAAUCUUUUCUCGUCCAUACAGGUUUUUUUUUUUAUCAGAUAGAUCAUUUUUCUAAGCAAAUUCUGACCUGUUUUGUCCAUGAUGACCACAUUGCCCAUUAUAAUUGCUGUGUGUGGGCACUUUGAGAUGAAUAAGUUUUGGUGUUGAGGUGAUGGGGGGGCACAUGCAAGCCCACAAGAAUGUUUUCAUUGUCUAUUAACUGUCAAAUAGUUUUGGUAAAGUUCUCCCAAAAGUCUGUGCAUGUGUUUUACAAAAGAGAGUGCGACUUUGACAAAACUUAGUGUUACAUUUUUAUUUAUUUUUUAACUACUGCCAAACAUUGUGUGUUGUCCUUCCAGUUUUUAACAUCCCAAAGUCUUUUUGAGUUGUGAUCUCGCAGAUCCCAAGAGAAUAUAGUCCACAUAUUCCACUUCAUUAGAGCUGGAUAAAGUGGCGCUUUUUACUUCAUAUAAAGUUAAUGUAUUGAAUCAACAGGUUCGGGGACAGACAGAAGCGGCUUUGUCCAGAAGUGGACAAUCCAUUUCUCCUGGGGAUGGUAUCAAAAUCCCGGCAGUCACCAUCCCAAUGGUUAGAAUGCUGACAGCAGAAUCCAGACGGAUCCCUCUAAGUAUUUUAAACAUAACGUCCUCUCCCACAGCCUAAGCCUUAACCCUCCACAGCCUAACCCUAACAAUCCCCCCCACAUCCUAACCAUCCCCCACACAGCCUAACCCUAAUCAUCCAACCCUCCCCUUAGUGUCUGACCCACACCCCAGUAGUUACUGUUAGGGUUCUGACAGCCAUGAUUUUGCUGUCUGUAUUCUGACUGGUAAUCCUAACUGCCGGGAACCUGCCCUCAUACCAUCUUCUGCUAAGUGAAUAACACCAAAUCAAUAAUGUCUGUAAGAUAUUUGUGUAUUAUAGAUCUCAAUAAAUAACUGAGAGUUUUGUGGUCAUUUUAAUUUGAGAUGUCCUCAUUGUUAUGGUAGUAUUUUUUCGAAACUUCCGCUCUCAAGACAGAUUUUGCGUUUUCAAAAAAAUUGUCAGCUUUGAAUGUAGCUCUUGCUUACAAAAGGGAAAGGGAAACUUUUUUUAACAUCUAAAUAUUUUGAUCUAUUUUUUAAAUGUGUUGUAGCCUCAAGGUGGCGGUCACGAGACAAGUGGCUGCAUUUGCUCACCUUUAAAAAAAAAAAAAAAAAAAAAAAGUUUUGAUAUAAAUUCAAAUCUCACCUUUUCUGAAAUAUUUAGUCAAAAUAGUAACACAAUGUAUGUAGAUACAGCUGGGCGUACACAUGCAGAUAAAAUACUUUUUCCCAUUACUACCCCUGUGAUGGAAAAUGGGAAAUGUCUGUCGACCAGCUAUUGUAGGCCAUACAUGGCCCUAAUGCGGCCAAUUUUCAACUUAGAGAAUAUUGCAUCGGUCAUGCUGGACGAUCCGCCAUGCCCGACCAAUCCAUAUUUUUGGAACGGUCACCCACAUCCACUCUAAAAUUAUCUGGGCAGUUUGCCUUUAUCAGGCCAAAUAAUUGUAGCGUGUAUGCCCCGUAUUAGGCAGCAGGUUGAAAUAAAAGGUGGGUCUCUGUUUUGACUCCUAUUUUACAGUUGUAUAAAAUGUAUUAAUUUCUUAAUAUACAGAUUUUUUUUCGGUGGUACCCGCUCUUAAUUUUCUUUUGUGCAAUAUCUCCUUUUGCCUGCUAAAAGGGCAGCAACAAAACUGUACAAUAACUGUUUGCAGUUUUGACAUGUAACAUUUCCUGUCAAUAAAUAAAUUCUUUUAUGUUCUCUGUUUUAAAA